AUGGUGAGGGACGAGCCCCUAGACUUCGAGAACGAGGACGAUCCCCUCCUCCCCACAGCGCGCCCCGCCAAGAGGAGCAAGGUUAUCGGCUUGGAUGAUCUCCUACUCGAUUACUUGCAAUCUAGUAAAAAGGACAAGCUCAAAGUUAAGGCCGCCAAGUCUAAGCGUGGCCCCAAAGGAGGAUAUGAUUCAGGUGAGGAAGACGACAAGUCUACACAGCAAGAGAUUGCGGUUUGCAAAAUAUUUGAGGAAGUUCAGCAAAAGGGCAAAGUGAUGGAUGCUAGAGAUGAUGUACCCCCAUGGGGUCAGCAAAUUUUUGGAUGCCAGAAGCCCCCCUCAAAUCUUAGCAAUGUGGGAGUCGAAAAUUGUCAGCUAUUGCAAUCAUUCUCUGCGAUUGAAGGUCUAGGUUUUGAUCUAGAGAUGCAUCAAGGAGAGGGUUUCCUCGAAGGCAUGCUGUUGGAUGGAUGGCUUCUGAAUUUGGUUCGCAUAUGUGGUUUUGUUGAAGACUCUAUAGCAUCGUGGACACUGACCAACUUGUUGCAUUCAUCCAAUGAGAAGUUACAAGUUUCUGCAGCCAACUUUUGGGAUGGCAUUCUUUCCCUGGAUGAGGCUGGUAAACCGCUGGUCAACCUUGGGUAUCUUCCAAGUUACUCUGUUCUAAAACGUGCUAUGCUGAGCUAUGGGUAUCUAUUCGAUACUCCAGGCACUAAGGCUUCAGCCUCUGGAAGCACCGCUGCAGGUGGCUCUGAUGAUGGUCUGCCUCAUAACAUCAUUGCUUGGUUAGGAGUUGUAUCUGCUUGCUGCAAAAUCAGGGUCACAGUGGAUCUCAAUUGUUUAAGGAUUGUCGACUGCAUUACCGGUAUGAAUAAGCGCAGCAAAUUCCUAAGGAGUCAGGUGGCACUUCAGUUGCUGAAGAUCAGCUUUGGCCUUAAGGUGGCAAACGUUGAGAAGAUGUUGAAGCUAGUCACAUCCAUCAACGUGAAGGAGAAAGAAUGUGACUUUUUCAGGCUUUAUGUGUAUCUAGUGUUGAUGGACAACCUGCUCUUCUCAAGCGAUGCAUUUAGAGAGAAGACUGCGAUCGUUGAUGCUUGGCGGAAUUAUUUGCGUAACUGUUCCACGCAAAUUGGGUGCACGGACUGA
Messenger RNA from Miscanthus lutarioriparius, 1140 nucleotides. NCBI's taxonomy places the organism in Eukaryota, Viridiplantae, Streptophyta, Magnoliopsida, Poales, Poaceae. The record is from the annotation of a GenBank genome assembly.